Molecule: messenger RNA, 2106 nt
Organism: Triticum turgidum subsp. durum (durum wheat)
Lineage: Eukaryota; Viridiplantae; Streptophyta; Magnoliopsida; Poales; Poaceae
Source: the annotation of a GenBank genome assembly
AUGGAGGCCGGCGGCGCCGCCGCGGCGGAGGCCAAGCUGCUCACGCCCGAGGAGGAGGCGCUCCGGCGCAACACCGACUGCGUCUACUUCCUCGCCUCGCCCCUCACCUGCAAGAAGGGGAACCAAUGUGAUUUUCGUCACAGUGAGGGUGCCCGGAUGAACCCUAGAGAUUGUUACUACUGGUUAAAUGGCAAUUGCUUGAAUCCAAAAUGUUCAUUUCGCCAUCCGCCAAUUGAUGGUAUGUUUGGUGCUCCAACUCCUGGAAUACCUGCAGUUUCUUCACACUAUGCUGCUUAUAACUCGGGCAAGCAGAUGGUCCCGUGUUAUUACUUUCAGAAAGGGAACUGCAUCAAAGGUGAUAAAUGCCCUUUUUCCCAUGGACCGCAGCCCGCUGGCAAUAAUCCACCAGAACAGGUGGCGAAGGUUUCUUCCUUUCCUUUGGAGCAGCCUCAGACCCAAAAGAAUGAUUUUUUGGGUGUUAAGGAGUUUGCGCAGACAAAUCAUCUAAUUCAGCAAGGUGGCCCAAUAAUUGGCGACAGGUCCAAGUCAGUUAAUAGGGUUGCAGCGAAUUUCGCCAGGACAGCAGCAGCUGCAAUACCAGCUGACCUAGCUUCCAGUGCAGUGAAAUCUUUGCCCAAGUCAGGGAGGGUAAAAAACAGCAUGCCAGCAGCAAAUAAAAGUGUCGGAACCUCUUCAGGCGAGGAUCAUCCCGAGUGCUAUCAGAACAAUCUUCCUGUGGAAACUGAUCCUAUGCAAGAUUGGAGUCAACCUUACCAAACACCUCCUCAGGAUGACAUGCCCGAGGACAGUAGAGAUGCUGAUGACUUAUUGGGGGAGUCUUCGCCUGGUUUUGAUGUUCUUGUGGCCAACGAUGCAGAUGCCGGUGCUUAUAUGCACGAUCCUGACGAUUUUGGAAGGGAUAUAUAUCCAGUAGAAGAUUAUGAAUAUGCUCCGGCUGAUUUUGAAAUCCAGUCUCAUCAUGAAAGAGAGCUAUUUAACGGAAUGGGUGAGCAAGGACCGAUCGGACAAAUGUAUGAUGGCUAUGACAGGAAACGUCGUAGAACAUCUUCUGAGAGGAACUUGGACAGACCUUCCUAUUCAGAAAGGAGGUCUCGGCAGAGAGACACUGGCCCUGUUGAGAUAGAUGGGUCAGAUUUACGUCACCGGCUCCGCAGGAGAAAAAUAAAUGGGUCUCCAGGCGUCAGCCCGGAACGCAGUGGAGAGUCGCGUCGGAGGGAUGACCGCUACAGGGAAAGGGCAUAUGAUGGUCACCGUACACACAGAGAUCGCCAUCAGGGCCCUCGAGGGAGCACUCUAAGCUCCCGUCUGCAAGGCAGAAUAAAGCUUCCUGGAAGAUCACCUGAUAGAGUAGAUGCUCGCUCUGAGAGAGAGCGAGAUAGAAGACAACUCCGGGACAGGCUGUCUCCAGUUAUGCCUAUGGAUAUUCAGGGAGGCAGGCAUCGGGAGGCAGGGCAUCAUCAAGAGAGGAUCCGGCAGAGAUCAAGCGAGCGUGCUUCAAGUGCCAGGAUCGCUGAUGGCAAGCAUUCAAGACGGAAUGUAACAGAUUCACUCAACUUCGCCAGCCGGAAAGACUUUGGUCCAGAGUCUAGGAAGGCGAAUGGAAGUGUUCAAUCUGAAGCAUCUCUUGAUUUUGAAGGCCCAACCCCUCUCAGUGUCAUCUUACAGAGGAAACGACAGGCUGCAAGCGGCAAUGGCAAUGGCUCAUCUGCCCACAAUGUGAAAGAAGAUAAAUCUGCUGUGGUCUCUCACAGGCAGGCUCAAUCUCCGGCUGAAGCCGAGAAGGAGGGGUACGACAACACUAUCAGUUCAGAAGAAUACAAGAGUAGAUCAGGUGAUGAAGAAUAUAAAGAGGAAGGCCAGGUCCCUGCAUCUUCGUCACACGGUGACAAAGCUGAGGCUGAAGAUAUGAUUGAAGUGGAAAAUCAAGAGGCUGAUAACUAUGAGCAGAGGCAGGGUGAGUCAGAGUAUGAGGCGACUGAAGGCUACGAGUACAAAUCCGAAGAUGAGAAUGCAUAUCAAGACGACGAGGAAGAGUUUGAGGAUGACGAUGAUUUUGCCCGGAAAGUCGGGGUCGUCUUCUCUUGA